Messenger RNA from Nymphaea colorata (pocket water lily), 771 nucleotides. Its product is annotated as universal stress protein A-like protein. The transcript is spliced from 4 exons. NCBI's taxonomy places the organism in Eukaryota, Viridiplantae, Streptophyta, Magnoliopsida, Nymphaeales, Nymphaeaceae. The record is from RefSeq and is a predicted model, not a curated record. The coding region runs from base 71 to 532 and encodes 153 amino acids.
GCAAGCGUCAGGGCUCAAUGAUCCUCUCUCCCUCUCUGUUUCUCGCGAAGAAGAAGCAAAGUAAGGAGAAAUGGGUGAAAAGAAGAAGAUCAUGCUGGCAAUCGACGAGAGCGAUGUCAGCCACUACGCUCUUGAAUGGGCUCUCAGCUUUCUAAAGCCUACCAUCUCCUCUCCUCUCCUCCUUUUCCACGCUCAGCCUCUCCCCAGUUUCAGCUACGUUUAUGCUGGUUAUGGAGCGGCACCAACUGAAUUGAUUCAAUCCGUCCAAGAACAUCAAACGAAGAUUACAGAAGCCCUCCUGGAACGAGCAAAAGAGAUAUGUGCAAGGGAGGGGGUUGUUGCUGAGACAUUGACAGAAUUAGGAGAUCCUAAGGAUGUCAUAUGUGCAGCUGCUGAGAAAUUCGGUGUUGACCUUCUUGUUUUGGGUAGUCGUGGCCUUAGCACUUUACAAAGGACUUUCCUGGGAAGUGUCAGCAAUUACUGUGUGCAUCAUGCAAACUGCCCUGUCCUUGUUGUGAAGAAACCAGCAUAAAUCAAUUGAACUCACCUGUCAUGGUUGUUUCGCAGUAUGGUUUGUGUUUUUCAUGGUAUGCUGUCAUCAUGUGCUGAACCUUGAAACUGCCAGAACAGCAGCUCCUUUACAAUAGAUGGAAUUGUUCAUUUCAUCCUUUCAUCUUGUUAUCUGAGUCUAUUGUAGUGAUUUACCUUGAUCAGACCUUCAAACGAUAUCUGUAGUUUUUAAUGCCAGAAGUUGAGGGCAGUUGGUCAGCA